Messenger RNA from Closterium sp. Naga37s-1, 3228 nucleotides. The record is from the annotation of a GenBank genome assembly. Lineage: Eukaryota; Viridiplantae; Streptophyta; Zygnematophyceae; Desmidiales; Closteriaceae.
AUGUGCUCCCAUCCCUUCAUCCCCCCUCAUGUGGUCCCAUCCCCUCAUCCCCCCUCAUGUGCUCCCAUCCCCUCAUCGCCCCUCAUGUGCUCCCAUCCCUUGAUCCCCCCUCAUGUGCUCCCCUCCCCUCAUCCCCCCUCAUGUGCUCCCAUCCCCUCAUCCCCCCUCAUGUGCUCCCAUCCCCUCAUCCCCCCUCAUGUGCUCCCAUCCCCUCAUCCCUCCCCAAUGUUUCCCAUCCCUCCCCACCCCUGCCCAUCCGUCCCUCCCCACCAUGCAUCAGCAACUGCAAGCCCUGCAGCCGUAGCUGGCAUCCACGGAGCAGCGUUGCAGGGUGUCACACACAGUGGCAGCACCGGGAAGGCAGGCCCAUCCUCCUAUUCCCCCUCAUGCCUCCAUCCGCCCAUACCCCCCCACCACCUGUUCUCCAUGCAUCAGCACUUGCAAGCCCUGCAGCCCUUUGGGCUGGCGGGAACCACUCUGGCAGGUGUCGCUCUCACAGGCGAUGUUCAGGCGGGUUUCCUGCACACAGCUGCCAUGCACGGAGCAGCGCUACAGAGCUUCAGGCGUUUCAGCAGCGGUAGCACCAAUAGCGGCAACAUCAACGCCACACACACACGGCUGACAAUAGUGAGAGUUUGGCAAAAGGGGCGGCCAGGCUGGAGGCGUGGACGAGGGGGGAUGGCCGGUGAUGGGUGGAAUGCGGUGAUGGGGGUGUGCCAGGGAGGGGAACGCAUGCCACACUGCCACAGGUGGGUGCUGUGUGGAUGGUUGGUUGGUGGAUGGUUGCUGGGUGGGCGUUUGCUGUAUGGGUGGGUGGGUGGGUGGUGCGUGGUUGGUGGGUGGCCAGUGGUUGGGGGAGUAAGGUGGUGGGGGUGUGCCAGGGAGGGGGACGCAUGCCACACUGCCACAGGUGGGUGCUGGGUGGGUGGUUGGUGCGUGGAUGGUGGAUGGUUGAUCUGCGAUUCAGUGGUGGUGGCGAAGAUGCUAGGCGCGACCCUGGUGCUGCCGCUGCUUGAUAACUCCUCCUGGUGGGCUGACGGCAGCACACUUCCCAACAUGUUUGACGCGCCCCACUUCAUCCGCACGCUCUUCCAUGCCCAGGCGUGUCCUGAGUCAACUAAAACACACACCCCUCCACUACCUCAUCUUUCAUCCCUUCCCCCUCCUCCACCCACCCCCCCAAUCAGCACAUUCUCCGACGUGUUUGACGCGCCUCACUUCAUCCGCACCCUCGCCCCCUUAGUGAGGGUGGAGCCACUCCUGCCUGCUGCACUCACAACACACCUUUUCACCCCCUCACAUCCCGCUCCCCCUCCCAUCAGCACAUUCUCCGACGUGUUUGACGCGCCUCACUUCAUCCGCAACCUCGCCCCCUUAGUGAGGGUGGAGCCACUCCUGCCUGCUGCACUCACAACACACCUUUUCACCCCCUCACAUCCCGCUCCCCCUCCCAUCAGCACAUUCUCCGACGUGUUUGACGCGCCCCGCUUCAUCCGCACGCUCGCCCCCUCAGUGCGCGUGGUGCCAAGCCUGCCUGCCACGCUCAAAGACCUGCCCCCGGUGGUGCGCACGGUGCCCAAAGCCUCUUCUCCAGACUAUUAUCUGAAACACGUGCGCCCCCUCAGUGCGGGUGGUGCCACGUCUACCUGCCACGCUCAAAGACCUGCCCCUGUCGUGCGCACGGUGCCCAAAGCCUCCUCGCCCGACUAUUACCUGAAGCACGUGCGCCCACUUAUAAGCUGGGUGGCCUCAGGUGCCCCUCAUCAGGUGGGUGGCCUCAGGUGCCCCUCAUCAGGUGGGUGGCCUCAGGUGCGCCUCAUCAGGUGCCCCUCAUCAGGUGGGUGGCCUCAGGUGCCCCUCAUCAGGUGGGUGGCCUCAGGUGCGCCUCAUCAGGUGGGUGACCUCAGGUGCCCCUCAUCAGGUGGGUGGCCUCAGGUGCCCCUCAUCAGGUGGGUGGCCUCAGGUGCCCCUCUCAGGUGGGUGGCCUCAGGUGCCCCUCAUCAGGUGUUGAAGCUGAACCAUUUCAAGUUCAAGCUUAACUAUAGCCUUCCAGCACCUCUCCAGAAGCUGCGCUGUAAAGCCAACUACGAGGCACUUCGCUUCGUGCUAGUCACUCGAGCCGUGGCCCGUCUCACCCACGCGCUCACGCACCCCUCCCCCCUCGCCGCCUAUGCUUCCAUUGUCCCUGGCUCUCCUGCUGCUGCUCCUUCUGCUGGUAGUCGUGCUGGUGCUGCUGCUCCUGUUGGUGCCAGUGGUGGUCCAGCUGCUGCUGCGACAAGUUGCGGAGGUGCAGGGCAUGGGCCACAAGUGCAGGGGCAGCAGGCGGUUCAGAUGGGACAGCAGGAGCAGAGGGAGCAGAGUGAGGUGGUGGGAGGGAGUGGGGAGGCAGUCAAGUACGAGCCCGACAUGCUGGCAUUCACCGGGUGCGACUAUGGCGGAGGGAGAAAGGAGAGGAAACUUUUCGAGAGGAUCAGGAAGAGGUGGCUGGAACUGCCCCGACAGGACCCCAAGCAGCAGAGGGCCAAGGGCAAGUGCCUCGUCACUCCCCCGCAGGCGCUGGGCUUCCCCCCAUCAAUGCGACUCUACAUCGCCUCGGGCGAGCUCCAUGGGGGGGGCUCCACUCUGCGCCCUCUCUCAACGCCCCCCCACUCCUUCCCCCUCUCCUCCUUGUUUCCCAGGUGGCAGUUGCGCUACAAGCCCUGGGAUUUCCCCCUUCCACCCGUCUCUACAUCGCAUCGGGUGGCAGUGGCCCUACAAGCGUUAGGUUUCCCCUCAUCCACGCGCCUCUACAUCGCUUCGGGUGAGCUGCACGGGGGGCCCUCCGCCCUGCAACCUCUCCUCAAGGCCUUCCCCUUUGCGACCGACAAAUACUCCCUCGCUCGCUCCCUCGCUUUUGCUGGGGAAAAGGAGGGCAAGGUGGCCGACAGGGAUGGGUCAAGAUGGGAAGGGGGAGAGAUUGGAGCAGCAGAGGGUGUAGCGGCAGAGUGGGGAAGGGGGGGAGACGAGGAAGGGGGAGAUGAGGAAGGGGGAGUCGGGCGGGGGGUAUUGGAGGGGCUGCAAGGGAGGAAGACGCUGCUGGCGGCAGUGGACUAUGAGAUGUGCCGGCGAGGGCACAUGCUGGUGCUGAACAACAACGGCAACAUGGCUCACCUGCUCUCGGGGCACAAAAGUACGACAGAUGGACAGCACGGUGCGGUGCAGAUGCUUGGUUCAUCCAUCCUUCUUUAA